AUGUCUCCGCCGAAAAUCAAAGCCGUCUUUUUCGACUUCAUGGGAACUUGUCUCGACUGGCAUAGUAGCGUUGUGCAGGCAUUGCCAUCCGCAAUUCCCACAGACGAAGCCUCGAAGCUGGCUCUAGAGUGGCGUAGAGAAUAUUUCCUUGAAAAUAGCAAGCGCGUUAGCCAGAAUCUUCACCCGGAGGACAUCGACAUCACCCUAGCCCGCACUCUGGAAGUCAUCCUCAACCAGUGGCCCGAUCACACACACCAGUUUGACUCUGAAAUCAAGAGACAGGCUGUGCAAGCCUGGCAUUCGCAGCAAGCAUGGCCCGAAGUCGCCGACGCUAUCAAGAGUCUCCGACGAGACCGAGGUCUGGAAGUCUUUGUCCAUGCAAACGGUACCACUCGUCUCCAACUAGACCUGACUCGAUCUUCGGGGUUGGAGUUCAACAUGUUGUUCUCGAGCCAGUUGCUAGGUGCUUAUAAGCCUCGUCCGGAGGCAUAUGAGAAGGGACUAGAGCUUGUCAAGCUUCGGCCACAGGAGGUGGUGCUGGUUGCGGCGCAUGCGUAUGACUUGCGGGGUGCAAAGCAGUGUGGACUGAGGACGGUUUAUAUCCACCGAUGGACUGAUGAUAUUGACGAGGAUAUGGAGAAGAUUAAGGUGGAGUUUGACGUGUUCUUGGAGAACAUGGAUGAUCUUGCUGAUACGAUUGGGAGGCUGUGA
This is a messenger RNA of Penicillium paradoxum, 711 nucleotides long. Its product is annotated as Haloacid dehalogenase type II. Gene Ontology annotation, molecular function: hydrolase activity, acting on halide bonds, in C-halide compounds. The coding region runs from base 1 to 711 and encodes 236 amino acids. Lineage: Eukaryota; Fungi; Ascomycota; Eurotiomycetes; Eurotiales; Aspergillaceae. The transcript has a single exon. The record is from RefSeq and is a predicted model, not a curated record.